AGGAUUUUACCUAUUUUUAAAAUUGAAGGGAACUCAGUGUCGUCAACUUCAUUUGGGUUCUGCCUGCGGACCGAAGAGGCAAAACCUCAGAAGGGCGUAAGUUGGUGCCUCUUCCUACAAGCCCGUGACGCACUCACACUCCGGGUUGCUGGACGACACAGCCGUUGGGCAAUCUUCCCAUCUCUCACCGCCCAGGCGGCUACGCGAUGGUAUAUAUAACUUCAUGGGACGAGUUCGUUGAAAAAUCCGUGCAGCUGUUUCGAGCCGAUCCUGAAUCUACGCGGUACUCCAUGAAAUAUCGACAUUGUGAUGGGAAAUUGGUGCUCAAGGUUACUGAUAAUCGGGAGUGUCUCAAGUUUAAGACAGACCAGGCACAGGAGGCUAAGAAGAUGGAAAAGCUCAAUAAUAUAUUUUUCACUUUGAUGGCCCGGGGUCCUGAAGUGGAUAUCUCAGAAGUUGCUGGAAAAGAACAGAUGGAAGCACAGCCUGCCAAGAAAGGAAGGGGAAGGAAACAAUAAAAAAUUGGUUUCUCAGAUUGUUUGAAAGAGUAUGACAAAAUACAAAACUUGUGAAUGAUCUGAAAGUUUUGUCAUUGAACCAUGAAACGUUUUUUUUGGAAAUGUGCUAAUUUGCCAAUUCAUUUA
This is a messenger RNA of Malania oleifera, 644 nucleotides long. RefSeq names its product signal recognition particle 9 kDa protein. The record is from RefSeq and is a predicted model, not a curated record. Gene Ontology annotation, cellular component: signal recognition particle, endoplasmic reticulum targeting. The coding region runs from base 207 to 518 and encodes 103 amino acids. Lineage: Eukaryota; Viridiplantae; Streptophyta; Magnoliopsida; Santalales; Ximeniaceae. The transcript is spliced from 4 exons. Gene Ontology annotation, molecular function: 7S RNA binding. Gene Ontology annotation, biological process: SRP-dependent cotranslational protein targeting to membrane; negative regulation of translational elongation.